Molecule: messenger RNA, 1437 nt
Organism: Rhea pennata
Lineage: Eukaryota; Metazoa; Chordata; Aves; Rheiformes; Rheidae
Gene: CCL19
Product: C-C motif chemokine ligand 19
Exons: 4
Coding region: 74-373 (99 amino acids)
Biological process (GO): immune response
Cellular component (GO): extracellular region
Molecular function (GO): chemokine activity
Source: RefSeq, a predicted model, not a curated record
GAGUGCUCACUUCUCCUGUCCGGAGGACCGCUGCCGGCUCCCAGCCCAACUUCUGCCUGAAGUCAGCAGCAAAAUGCAGCACCCGAAUCUGCUGUGCCUCGGCCUCCUGGUGCUGGGAUGUGUCCUGAAUGUGUCCGGCGGGAACAACGUUGUGGACUGCUGCCUGAGGACGAGUGAGAAUCCUAUCCCAUGGUGGAUAGUGCAGGACUACCGGAUACAGCUGGUGCAGGACGGCUGUGUCAUCCCCGCCACUGUGUUCAUCACCAUGAGAGGCAAGCACCUCUGUGCCCCCUUGCAAGCCCCAUGGGUGAUUCGACUUCGAGAGAAGCUGGACACCAGCUCCACCAGGAAGGCCAAAUCUCAAGGCAUAUAGGCUCUGAAGAAGCCUGCAGCUGGACCCAAUGCCUGUAGCCGGGGCCAGCUCCCAUCUGUGAAUCCGAAGCUUGUGAAGCCGGCCUGCUUCCCCUUCCAGGCGCAGGGUGUGCGGCCGACCCUCCUCAGGACUUGUGCUAGUGCGCGGGGCUGCACAGAGCCCCGCCUGCUCUCUCUUCUUCACUCUGUCUCCGAUGUGAUUGAGAAACCUGCGUCAGGCUGAGUCAGGGGCUACUGGACUGAGCCCCCAGCAAGAAGCAACCUCGUGAGCAGAGCCAGGUUGGUGGCAUGUGGGCUGCAGCUGCCCCAAGCCUCGGGGUUUUGCCUCUGCUACAUUCAGGAAUGGAUUGGAAGCCGGUUGGUGGAUUGUUCUGCAGGAUGAGUUUGAGGGGUCUCAGCCUUCCCUUUGGAGCAGCUGCUGUGGCCUCCAGCACAGGCUUGUUUGUUCCCAUUUUUCCAUCCCCAUGCCUGGGCCUGAGCUCUUCUAUGGCCUAAGAGGAGCUGGCAGGGCAGAACAGUGCAAGGGCCACAGGGAAGGAUAGGAAUAACCUUCACUAGCCAUCCACGGCGUCUGUCUCUCACCGCGUGUGACCUGGACCCCCUCAGAGCACAACACUGCUGGUGCAGUUCCACUCUCAAGCCCUGAUGUCCAGGCAGUUUUUCCUUUCCUGCCUUUUCUUACACAGGUGGAAUUGGAGCCAGUAAUGGCAGUGCCGGUGGCUGUGGCACCCCAGCAAAAGUGCACCGGGUUUGCUCAGUCCUGCCAUCAGUGGGUGUCUGCAGUGUGACACUGGCAUCUGCUGCAGCGCUUGACCCAUAGCCUUGUCUGCCUGAGGAAAAUGAGUGAUGGGCACCAGCAUGAUGGUGACAACUUGUGUGCUGACUCCUAGUUGCAGCGGUUCGGAAAUAGGCCAGUUAUCAAUGCUUCACUUCUUCCCAAAGUCCCAAGCUCCUUCCUGGCCAGUGACGUGUGAGAAGCAUUUGCAACAUGCUCAGGUGUUUGCUGCUAGAUCUGUCUGAGGCAACGAUUAUGGGUGCAACCUGCUUCUUCUCUCUCUUUCUUAU